AUGAAGCUCCUGUCCCUCCUCUUCGUACUUUCCACCGCUUGGGCAGCCGCCGUCCCAAUCAAUUCCAAUGCGCCGGCUCUUGCUGCCCUCGACCGGCCAGCCUACCGGGACAACUCGACUCUGGGGCUCACCAAGCGAGCCGAGCCGCCGGCGGACCCCCCACCACUGGAAGGCCCAGAUGACGCACCUAUCCGCGUAGAGUUACUAGAGACCCGCAUAGCCGACUACAACCACUGGUGCCCACCCGUCAACUACGACGGAUCCGAUGCUGGUCAAGUUAACCCGGCGGGUAACCCUUGGACUGGUCAGAUGAACAACCCUGGACGACGCACGACCCUCGAGACCCUUCAGAAGACACCCUCCUCCGGCUGGUAG
This is a messenger RNA of Anthostomella pinea, 375 nucleotides long. The record is from the annotation of a GenBank genome assembly. NCBI's taxonomy places the organism in Eukaryota, Fungi, Ascomycota, Sordariomycetes, Xylariales, Xylariaceae.